Messenger RNA from Dothidotthia symphoricarpi CBS 119687, 363 nucleotides. RefSeq lists its product as uncharacterized. The coding region runs from base 1 to 363 and encodes 120 amino acids. The transcript has a single exon. The record is from RefSeq and is a predicted model, not a curated record. NCBI's taxonomy places the organism in Eukaryota, Fungi, Ascomycota, Dothideomycetes, Pleosporales, Dothidotthiaceae.
AUGGAUUUUUACUACCCCACCAUCCAGUUUGGCCGAACUCGCACUCUUACAUUCAAUUCUACGCAAUACAAACUCAACUGCCUGCUCCAAGGCAUCCCUGAAACUAUCUACAACGAUGGUACACUACCUGCCAGCGUUACCCGCCGCGAACUCCCUAGCAGAAGCAUAUGCUUAAUUACUGCCCACGCUGCUAUACAAACUGCGGCAAAACACCCCAAACAAGUUGUGUGGAUUCAGCCAAGCGACUGGGACAAACUGCAACAACUACCAGCCCAAGAUUGCAACACAGACACGUUCCGCAAAUGCGUUGUAGGCUCUACCACAGCUAGUCUCGCCGCAAUCUCGCAAGACGAUUUCAAUUAA